AUGGCGUUCGAAGGAGGUGCCGUUGGGGGCCUCGGGGUCAAGGGGCCCCCCCUUCCGGCUCCUUCGGGUCUUGGCAGCCCAUGGCCUGUCUUGGGGAGGGGGCCCCCCUCAACAGCAGCACGCAGCAGAACGUCAACCCGAAGGGGCCCCACCGGUGGCGGGGGGCCCCGCCGCUGGCCUGCAGCAGGGGCAGCAGAUGCUCCUUCAACGCGAGCAGCAGCAGCAGCAAGGGCUGCGAUGCUGCAGCAGCGACGUCGCUUGCCGGGUGCAGCACCAGUAACACGGAGCUCAGCUGAUGCUCCUCGCAGCGGUUUACCCUGGGGGGUUGGAUCAGACUCGGGGGUAACGGGGCCCCCAGGGGCCCCCGAGAGUGUCGGGGGGCCCCCCUGCAGCUCACGCUCUCGGCAGGUGUUGCUGGAGGCCCUCAUGCGCAUAAAGAAAAAAGAUAAGAAGCAGUUUUUUGCUGUUGCUGUUGACUCGAAACUCGUCCCAGACUAUCACCUUGUUGUAAGAAACCCAAUGCAUUUUGAAGCCAUGAGAGAGAAAAUAGAGAAUGGUGUUUAUCAAGAGUUUUCUGAGUUUGAUAAAGAUAUUGCACUGAUCGUUUCAAAUUGUCGGCUAUACAACCACCCGGAUACUCCUUUCUGUCGCGCUGCUGCUUUGGUCGAGGGUUGCUGGGAGAAGUUUAGAGAGCGUUUCAGGGCAAAGUUUACUGCUGCGCAGCAGGCAGAUGCAGCUGCUGCUGCAGCUGCUGCUGCAGCAACAGAAGGAAAGGAGGACAAGCACGCUGCUGCUACCGUCUGUGAUAGACCCGAGGAUCAAGCAGCAGAGAAGGACGCUGUAACAGAACAGCAAGGGGAGGUUGUGCGGAGUGUAGAUGCUGAAGAAGUGCCGGAGUUUGAGAAUUUGUGGCCGCGGCAGCGGCUAGUGGCAUCGCUGUUGAUGCGUUCGGCUUCAAACCCUCGUGCUGCUGCUGCUCUGGGGCUGCUGCAGCCGCAGAGCAUCGACUCAGGCGCAGCACCGCAAGUGAAGCAAAGUCAACCUGCUGAGGAUGCUGAGGUGGUCAGCAGCAACCCCUUGACCGACCCCUUCUUCUGGUUCUCCUUCAUACUGCCGGAUGCAGCGCUUGAGGCAGAGGCAGCAGAGCGUGCUGCACCGGGAGACGCAGCGACAGAGGGGCCCCUCGGAGCUGCUUUUUCAAAGGGUUUCAACGUCGUAGAAUACCCGCUGCCCCCCCACCCAGGUUCCCGCCCUAUGAGGCGGCACCAGGCGCGAAACCUCUCUUACAACGCGAGCAUUUCGGAUUUCCUUGGGGCCGAGGCACUCCAGCGGCUAGAAGCAGACUGCCCUCAGCUGCGACUGACAGUACGACGGCUCAAACAGAAAGAGCCGCCGAAGGCACCCCUGACAGACAUUAGACUCUUUGGCAUCGAUACACCUGACUUUUCGGAGUUUAAUUCUCGUCUAAGAUUCGACCAGUCUCUCUUGCUAGGCGUUGGAGAGGCCCACGUACUUUCUGCUAGGACCCUGUCUAGGGUCCCCGCACCAGGGGGCCCAUCGGCAGCUGCUGGGGGUGCAUUGGGGGCCCCCGCCGGUGCAGCGAACCGCUCCCUUGCUGCGCCUUCAACCCUCUGUACUGAUGUCCUCCUCGCUCUUUGUGGGAACGCCCGAGUCACUAGCAGUACCAACCCCGUUGGCGCUGCAGUGUUUGCUCAGGAGCAGCAACAGAUGCGGCUGCGGCUCUUGCAGGCAGCAGCAAAAGCAGCAGCAACAGCGGGAACGACAUUGGGGGGCGCAACCCAAAGGGCUGCAGCCGACGAGGGUAAAACAAUCCGAAGAGACUGCUGCAGCUGCUCAGUCGGAUUCAACAGUGCAACAGGGGGAGAGAACAGCUGCAGCAGCGGCAGCGCCAGGGACCGCGGGGGCACCCGCAAGGAAUCUUCCUGCACAUUUCGAUGCUCUUUAUGA
Molecule: messenger RNA, 1968 nt
Organism: Eimeria mitis
Lineage: Eukaryota; Apicomplexa; Conoidasida; Eucoccidiorida; Eimeriidae
Exons: 8
Coding region: 1-1968 (655 amino acids)
Molecular function (GO): protein binding
Source: RefSeq, a predicted model, not a curated record